GAGAACAAACUGGGGCCGCUGGGGUUGGCACCGAGGGGACAAGCCCCUCUGUCACCAGGAUGCUCUCGAUGGCCCAGCCGAGCCCGGAGCGGGUGCCCAGCCCUGCGGAGCAGGAGUGGGCAGGGCCCGAGGCGCUGUGCCCAGGCUGGCUGGAGGACGAGGCCCCCGAUGGCGACGUGCCCGGGGACAGCGGGGACCCCGACGGUGCCACCCACGCCUUCGAGCGGCUGCAGAGCGCCCUGUGCCAGGAGGGGCUGCCCCCCACGCUGGACUGCUCCGCAGAGCCCCGCACGGGAUUUGGCCCGCUGGACAUGACCGUUUGCAUCCUGGGCUCCCCCACCGCCUUCCUGCCCGUCCUACUGGAGGGUGGCACCCGCUGCCCAGGUGCCAUGGUGCUGUGCCUGUCACCCACCUGGGCCAGCCGGGUGCCGUCGGAGUCGUGUCCCGGCGCUUGGUCCCUGCUGCUCUCCCAGGGGGUCUCCUUCAAGGUGGGGGGUCACAGCGCCCUGGAGACCUUCGUGCCCCCCCGCCGUGCCAACUACGUGACGGGCACGUUCGCGCCGUGGGACCCCGAGGGCGGCUGGGCGGCCGAGCUGGCCCGUGACCUCGACUGCCCCACGGGGGGCUCGGCCCCGCUCGCCCGACGCCUUGAGGACCUGCUGGUCACCCGCUGGGUGCUGGCGGCUCGUGCCAAGCUGCCCGUGCCCCCCACGCUGGCCUUCGUCCUGGGGGCUCGGGGGGACCUGCCCGCCGAGCUGGAGGUACCCGGGGUGAGGCUGGUGCGGCUGCAGGACCCCCAGGGCCAGGACAGCCUGGUGCAGGAGGAGGUGGGCGCCUUCUUGGGGGGCACCGCCAUGGAGCCCUACAGCCAGGUGAUGGUGCGGCCGGCGGGGUGGCGGUGGCAGGGGACGGGCACCCACAGCACCCACCGGAAGGAGGAGGGGGUGGCGGUGGCGCAGGCGGUGUGUGCCCGGCUGCGGGGGCUGACGGAGGAGGACAGCGUCCUGUUGGAGGCCAUGGUGCCCACCGCCCGCCUGCCCCUGCCCCCCCCACGCAGCCCAGCCCCGCGGCUGCCCGUGGCCCUGCGCAUCUGCACCCUGCUCUGCAGGUCCUGGGGGGACCGGCCCCAGCUCUGCCAGGUGGCCUGCGCCGUGGGACGCGCGGAGAGCCCGGUGCGUCACGGGGCGGCGCUGCCCCAGGGCCUGGACUCCAGCCUGCAGCAGUGGGGGGUGGUGGCCCCCAGCCAGCGCCAGGCGCUGGCCACGCGGCUCCGGGGGACCGCCGAGGCCGCCAUGGCCGCCCUCCUGGCCGCCGAGGCCGAGCUGAGCCCGCAGCAGCGCGGCGGCACCCGCGCCCGCACCGACAUCCUGGGUGUGGACUUCUUGCUGGCGUGCGUGGAUGACGCCCUGGAGCUGGUGGCCCUGGCCACCAACAGCCAGCGGUGCCUGGAGACCUGCGUGCUGGCCGAGGCCAUGGGGCGCGCCGUGGGGGAGCCCGCCGGGGACCUGCCCCGGCUGCUGGCCGAGGCCAUGCUGCACCGGGCGCAGUGUCACCUGGUGGAGGGCAAGGACAUCCUGCUCAUCGGGGCCGGCGGCGUCAGCAAGAGCUUCGUCUGGGAGGCGGCUCGAGAGUACGGGCUGAAGAUCCACCUGGUGGAGUCGGACCCGGAGCACUUCGCGGCGGGGCUGGUCCAGACCUUCCUGCCCUACGACAGCCGGGAGCACCGGCGGGACGAGGAGCACGCGGAGCGGGUGCUGGAGCUGGUGCGCUCCCGGGGGCUGCGGCCCCACGCCUGCCUCUCCUACUGGGACGACUGCGUGGUGCUGGCGGCGCUGGUGUGCCAGGGCCUGGGGCUGCGCGGCUGCUCGCCCGCCGCCGUCCGCGUGGCCAAGCAGAAGAGCCGGACCCACCAGCACCUGCAGCGCUGCCGCCGCGGCCGCCCGCCGCCCGCCGCCUUCGCCGUGCCCUGCCGCCGGCUGCAGAGCCACGGAGACGUGGAGCGGGCGGCGGGCGCCGUGCCCUUCCCGGCCGUGGCCAAGCUGGAGUUCGGGGCCGGAGGCGUCGGGGUGCGGCUGGUGGAGGACGCCGGGCAGUGCCACGCGCACGCGGCGAGGCUGUGGCGGGACCUGCGGGACGACGCCGACCACCCGGGCAUCGGGCUGGGCUGGGGCAACGCCAUGCUGCUCAUGGAGUACGUGCCGGGCACCGAGCACGACGUGGACCUGGUGGUCUUCGACGGGCGGCUCGUGGGCGCCUGGGUGUCGGACAACGGCCCCACGCGCGUCCCCGCCUUCCUGGAGACGGCGGCCUGCCUGCCCUCCUGCCUGCCCGCCGACCGGCAGGCGCAGCUGGUGCGGGCGGCCCUGCAGUGCUGCCGGGCGUGCGGGCUGCGCGACGGCGUCUUCAACGUGGAGCUCAAGCUGGGGCCGGGGGGCCCGCGGCUGCUCGAGAUCAACCCCCGCAUGGGGGGCUUCUACCUGCGCGACUGGAUCCGGGAGGUCUACGGCCCCGACCUGCUGCUGGCGGCGGUGCUGGUGGCGCUGGGGGUGCCGCCGGUGCUGCCCGCCCGCCCCGCGCCCCGCGCCCACCUGGCCGGGGUGAUGUGCCUGGGCUCGGAGCACGGCGCGGCGCUGGCGGGCGGCGGCGGGAUGGAGGCGCUGCGGGAGCUGCAGGGCCGGGGGCUCGUCCGCCUCAACCGGCUCUUCGAGGAGGUGGCGGGGGACGGCGAGUACGAGGAGCCGCUGCUGAGCGUGGCGUGCGACGGGGCGACGCGGGCGGAGGCUUGCGUGCGCCUGCUGGGGCUGUGCCAGGCGCUGGGCAUCGACUCCCCGAGAUACCCCGUGGAGCAUUUCUUGUCCCACUUCAAAUAGCGCCGGGCAGGCAGC
This is a messenger RNA of Lepidothrix coronata (blue-crowned manakin), 2885 nucleotides long. RefSeq names its product carnosine synthase 1 (gene CARNS1). The transcript has 10 exons. NCBI's taxonomy places the organism in Eukaryota, Metazoa, Chordata, Aves, Passeriformes, Pipridae. The coding region runs from base 60 to 2870 and encodes 936 amino acids. Gene Ontology annotation, molecular function: ATP binding; carnosine synthase activity; metal ion binding. Gene Ontology annotation, biological process: carnosine biosynthetic process. The record is from RefSeq and is a predicted model, not a curated record.